This is a messenger RNA of Hypanus sabinus (Atlantic stingray), 1264 nucleotides long. It is a transcript of the gene ntaq1, whose product is annotated as N-terminal glutamine amidase 1. The transcript is spliced from 6 exons. The record is from RefSeq and is a predicted model, not a curated record. Gene Ontology annotation, molecular function: protein-N-terminal asparagine amidohydrolase activity; protein-N-terminal glutamine amidohydrolase activity. The coding region runs from base 177 to 806 and encodes 209 amino acids. Lineage: Eukaryota; Metazoa; Chordata; Chondrichthyes; Myliobatiformes; Dasyatidae. Gene Ontology annotation, cellular component: cytosol; nucleus.
GUCACGGGGUGGGCGGGGAAUGUCGGUGUCCGUUGUCAUUCGGGCUCGGUCGCUGGCGAGACCCAUGGUUCCGGUUGGAAUCAUUCUGUUUCCAGGUCUGAGUGACGGCGGAGGGGCUCCGAGCCGGGGACAGAUCGGCGUCGGUGUUUAAGACUUGUGUUUUCCCGGAAGGCGUUAUGAAUUUGCCGAACCCCGCCAGGUUGGACCCAGGCGAUACGUGCUCAGUGCCAGCUAUUUUAAAGGAGGAAUGUGUGUACACCAGCUGUUACUGUGAAGAAAAUGUAUGGAAGCUGUGUGAAAAUAUAAAGAACAAAAGGCAGCAUUCUUUGGAAGAAUGGUAUGCUAUCUUCAUUUCAAAUGAUCAAAAGAUGGUGCCUAUAUGGAGGCAGAGAUCUUGCCAUGAAGAUCAGCCUGUAAUCUGGGAUUACCAUGUCAUCCUGCUCCACGAUUGUGGAGGGCAACACUGUGAGGUCUAUGAUUUGGAUUCAACAUUACCGUUUCCUUGUUCUUUUGAUACUUAUGUGAAAGAAGCCUUUCGAUCUGAAGAACUCAUCAGGCCGGUUUUUAGACGGAAAAUGAGAGUAAUCCGAGCAGAUCUGUUCCUAAAGACAUUUGCUUCAGAUCGGUCACAUAUGAAGGAUGCUCAUGGAAUGUGGCGCAUGGCUCCUCCACCGUAUCCAUGUAUUCAAACUGCGGAGGCAAAAAUGAACUUGGAUGACUUCAUCAGUAUGAAUCUUGCUGUCGGAUGGGGCGAUGUUUAUACCUUCACAGAAUUUGUGCAACAGUUUGGAAGUACAAAGCAAUGAUAUUUGGAAUAACAAAAAAUAUAUAUCAGUAGUUCCAGUCUUAACCCUUGGUCUGCAGGGUUUGGAGGAAAUGUAAUAAGAGAGCUUUUAAUCAAUUCGGCAGGAAGUAUUUUGGGUAUUGAACAAAAACAGGCAUUUAAAAAAAUGUCUCAGAGGCAGCAGGAAUACAGCAGUUUAUAAAAAUCUACUUCAAGCGAUAACCAUUGGAAAUGUGAUUUGUAAAGAAGCCCUCAAAUUACAAAUAUUCCUGAAUGAACUCUUAAGUGCUAAAUGAAGAUGUGGUGAUAAGCUGGUUCCUACAUUCAUUUACUAUACCUUUGCACAUUGAACCAAGUACUGACUGUUCCUUAGUGCAAUGGUAUCACAAGGAAAGGACCAAUUCUGUCUGUUCUGUGUGGAAACCUCGUCUUGUUAUUGCACAGUGUUAAAUAACUCAAUAAAGUGUCAUCUUUUAACAC